Rhipicephalus sanguineus (brown dog tick) is the source of this 7512-nucleotide messenger RNA. RefSeq names its product suppressor of cytokine signaling 5 (gene Socs36E). Gene Ontology annotation, molecular function: 1-phosphatidylinositol-3-kinase regulator activity. The record is from RefSeq and is a predicted model, not a curated record. The transcript is spliced from 2 exons. Gene Ontology annotation, cellular component: phosphatidylinositol 3-kinase complex. NCBI's taxonomy places the organism in Eukaryota, Metazoa, Arthropoda, Arachnida, Ixodida, Ixodidae. The coding region runs from base 203 to 1621 and encodes 472 amino acids. Gene Ontology annotation, biological process: intracellular signal transduction; phosphatidylinositol phosphate biosynthetic process.
AAUACAAGAGCUAUUUCCUGUGUGCGAUCAUUUGUCGCUGUUGUCUCUUUGGUUUGGCUUGUGCGUGUUUGGUGUUAUUUACCGUGUUGUGUGUUCAUGAGGACCACAUCGGUUUUGUCAACAUGACGCAGCUUCUGAGGCGUGUAGACGUUCGCGGGAACGUGUGACUAGCGAUGUCCGUCUAGGACGGGGAGACCAAAAUAUGUCCAGCUCGGACACGGAUCCGACGGACGGCGUCCGAUGUCCGGAGGCCGACUGCGGACAGCACGGCGACGCCGACGCUGCCGAGGGCUCCAGCGCUUCGGCCGCGACUCAGACCGAGGAGAAGACGCCCGCUGGAGUGCGACAGAAGUUGAGGACCCUGACGUUCGGCCGUCGUCGAAGCAAGAACGCGACGACGUCGUCAUCGGCGGGUGCCGCCGCUUCCACCAAUGAACAGCCUUCGUCCCGCGAUUGCAAGCCGGCGCGGAAAGGCGGUUGGGGUUUCAAGCUCGGAUGUAGAUCGCGACGCACGGCGUCGUCUGCCACUGAUCCCGUCGCCAGCGACCACCCUACGGGCUGUCCGAUAUGCAUCUGCACCGGGUACCGCCGUACCGAGGAGCGAAGCGUCGACACCGACGCCACCGUGCGGGUGACGCCGCCGCGCAGUCAUGGCAAGUUCGCCUGCAACCCGGACGGCAAGUACCGAGGCGACGAGUACCAGGUGGACGACUGGGACGAGAGGGCUCGCAAGGAGCGAGCCCGCGAAAUUGAAGAGGGAGUCGACCCUCCCCCCGGAUUCCGUAGCGACGGUCGACCUUCAACCUCUUCUUCGUGCUCUUCUUCCUCCGAGGAACAGCCGAGGGCUGCGGCGGUACCCUCUCCACAGCCUCUUCAACAACACCUUCCCGAACUAGCCCUCGCUCUUCGCAACCAACUCAGCUUCGCCAGUGGCGGCAACCCCGAGAGCCUCUCCCUUCCGUGGGAGGUCCUCAGCCAGAUCUGGGACGUGGCACCGCAGGUCCACACCCAGGUCGACUACAUGCACUGCCUGGUUCCCGACCUUCUGGGCAUCACCUCGUGCGGCUUCUACUGGGGCAAGAUGGACCGGUACGAGGCCGAGCGGCUGCUGGAGAACAAGCCCGAGGGCACCUUCCUGCUCCGUGACUCGGCCCAGGAGGAGUACCUGUUCUCGGUGAGCUUCCGGCGGUACGGCCGCUCGCUGCACGCUCGCGUCGAGCAGUGGAACCACCGAUUCAGCUUCGACUCGCACGACCCGGGCGUGUUCUCGUCGCGCACCGUGUGCGGGCUCGUUGAGCACUACAAGGACCCGUCGUGCUGCAUGUACUUCGAGCCCAUGCUCACGCGGCCCCUGCACCGGACUUUUGUCUUCUCGCUGCAGCACUUGGCACGCGCGGUCAUCUGCUCCUGCAUCGCGUACGACGGCGCUGCCAAGCUGCCACUGCCACGCAGCCUCAAGAGCUACCUGCGCGAGUACCACUACAAGCAGAGGGUGCGGGUGCGCCAGAUCGAGGAUGGGGGCACCACGGUGCAGGACUUUGGGCCGGGCACCGGCCGUGGAUACGGGCUUCUGGGUGCCUCCGCGCUUAACGGCUGCCACAUAAACCCAGACGUUGGUUGACGUCGUUGUUGCGUACAGCUCCGAAGGUCCGGACAAUGACGUUGUGCUAGUUAGGUUCAGCCAGUCACCGUUUGCAGGUGACCAUAGUUCAGUUGAUGAUACAAACGUUGCCUAGAAGCGAACUUUAGGAGGUUAGCAUCUUGGACCAGUUGGCAAAGGCAUACGGGGUCCGUCCGUAAAGUAAUGAAACUGGGUCUGGUAAAAAUAAAUUUAUUGAUCCAAUCCGUACAUAUUAUUUAACUUCUUCAAGAUAGUUUCCUUGGGCAUCAAUGCACCAAUUACAAUGCAAUUCCAUUGUUGCAAAGGUUCCCUGAAAGUCAGUUGCUACGACCUCUCUCGGAGACUCUGCGACAGCCCAUUGGAUGGUGGAAACACUGUCGAAACGGUUACUUUUCUGGCUUCUCUUGAGCUUUGGGAACAGGAAUAAGUUCACUGGGAUUGCAUCAGGGCUGAUGCAGCCCUGAUAUAGCAGCAUCGGAAUCGUGUUGUAUCGCCCAAGGAAACAAUUUUGAAAAUUUUAAAUAAUACGUACUGAUCGGAUCGGUCAAGUCCUUUUUACCAGACCCAGUCUCGUUACUUCACGGACAGACCCUGCAUAUUACACUAAAGGAAACGGGAGUGGGAAUUGACAGGACCACAGAUGAGGCAGUGGGGACAGGAGAGCACCUGUCUGCCAAGUUUCACGUCGUUUCCUUUAGCCAGAAGAUGUCGAGUUGGCGAGCACUUGCCUCGCACGACAGGACUGCUCGUUUUGAAGAUCUGUUACCAUGCAACAGCUCGUCUGAAUCCUUUUUUGGGCCAGUGUACGAGCUAUCGAACAAUAUUUUACAUUCUCCGCAGGUGCCUUCCACAGUUACAGGUGCCAACUUUACGCUUUGAAACGGCAAACGUGAAAUGGAAAAAAAGAUCAAUUUAACUUUAUAUGUAGUUCAUUUUAGAAACCUUAUAUAAUGUAGUGGCCGUGAAAUUGAUAUUGUGCUGGGUAUGUUUGAGGAAAAAAGAAAGCAAGAGAACCUGUAAAGGUGAAUAUGUAUUUUAGCGCUGUCAUCGUGUGGAGAAAGUUCCAUUGCUGCCACCAGUUCACCACAUUUUGGCAAGGUUCUGAAAAUUUGUGGCACAUAUUGGGUACCCCACUGUCCAUGUAAUAACUUAAGUGCGGCUAUUCCAAAUGUCGUGCACCGAGCUUCUAAAAAAAAUAGGUGCGUCAUGCUACGUGUUAACAUGCAUAUUGAUUUUUUCAGUUUUUUUGUGUUAGUCACAGUGUCGGGGCAUAAAAGUUCCGGUGGUGUCUGCACACUUUGUUCCGGUGAUGUCUGUGCACGCGUCACACUUUUUCUAGAACAAGUCUCCGGUGAAUCGAGUGCUGACAGUCUGGGCUGCCAUUCUGUAGGAAUUCCUUUCUACUGUGCUCUACGCCAGUCAUACCAUCCGCAGCUCACAACCAACUGGUUGAUUCCGGUGAUAACGUGGACGACUCGUUGCUCUGACGAGUGUCGAAGAAUGCUAAUUUGUUAGUGUGGCAAGAGGCAAGUCUACAAAAUAUCAGCCCAAACUGUUGUCUGCUUGGUUGAAUCGCUCGGUAACCAGGCGCACGUGACCACUUUUGCGAUUCAGCACGACAUUCUCAUGUUCUUGGCCAACUUCUAACACUUGAACGUUGCACCAUGAUUGACAUUGCUGUUUCUGUAUGACUGAUAAGAUCACUGAGGAAAUUAAUGGCGGCAGCACUUCGAAGGGUUUUUCUUAACUGAAAAUUGUAAAAAUGCAUGAUAAUUUAUUUUACUGGCUUUUAUUUUUGCAUAUUGAACAUGCACAUAUGGCUGAAAAUGCAUUUGUCUUUUAAACCAUUUGUGACUUCAAUGGUACCUGUAGCUGGGUAUACUCCGUUUCGCACAUAGCAAGCAACAUUGCAGAUGCUACGCAAGUUCUGCAGCCUCGCGGAUCUCUCUUCGGGUGUUUUGUGGCCCAGUUCUCAAAUCUGUAAUAUUUUCUACAAAAUGAAUUGUAUUCAUGCAUUAUGACUACAACUUUUUUUGGUGAAAGUUUACGUCAAACUGCACGCCGCUUGCAGUGUGUUUGCGCUUUCCAUAGGCAACGCGUUUUUUUCUUGUCACGAGCGUAAAUGAUGCACAAAACGCUGUGCUGGCUUAGGGGCCCCGAGCCGUUGUUCUGAUAAGUUUGAAGAUGUGGGUUCGAUUGCCGACCACGGCGGCCGCAUCUCAACAGGGUCGAAAUGCGGAAACACCCACAUGCUAUAUACUAUCGCGCUCAGUAUGAGCUACAUUACGCGAGCGCGUGGCCGAACGCCCUGCAAGGUUGUGCAGUUGCGCCUAUCAUGGCAUAUUUUUGAGUUAUUGGGAGAGAGUGUGGCUGUGCCUGCGAGCGCGCGUCUCCUCCACUUGCUUUCACCCUUGCUCUCGUUUUGCCCUGCGGUGAUAUCAGCUGCGAAAAUGAUAACUUCGAGGGUGAAAGCAAGCAAGUGGGGGCGAUGCGCACUCGCAGGGACAGCCUAACUCUCUCCCAAUAACUUGAAAAUAUGCCAUAAUCGGCGCAACUGUACAACCUUGCAGAGCGCUCGCCCACGCGCUCGCGUGAUGUAGCUCAUACUGAGCGCGAUAGUACAUGUUCACGUUAAAGAAACCCCAGGUGGUCAAAAUUUAUUUGGAAGCUCCCUACUUAAGUGUGCCUCAAAUAACCUCCCCAGAAUGACUCGCUGCGACUGCUUAUCGCAGAAACUCAUUGUUCCGAUCGUUUUGACGGUGAAUAAGCUCUAUCUCCGAUUCCUUUCGUCUGAUGAGUACGUCAUAACUACUGACGUAAAAGUAAGAGGCUUGACUUUACAUUGAAUUAUGUAGCACAGGCCUGCCCGAUAUACUAUGCAUCUGUCCAGAUCACUUUGUUACAUUAAAGUAAGUAACACUUCUUGAUUGUGGAUGGAAAUGGCAAAAAAAGCCUCUCUAGCCUUUGAGCGUUUCAUGCUAUAUGUGAAGCGGAGUAUAGUCAUAUGGUUUUUAUGUUUUAUUACCGCCAUAGCCAAGAGGGGGAGGGAGUAUGUAGUACACCCACACAAAGGUGGAAAACUUACCCCCCACCUCCCUUGGAAUAAAGCUACGUGCCUUGUCUUUUGUGUAAUUUUGACAGCUCUAUUUCGGUUUAUGAAUAAGCAUUAAAUAGCAUCUUGCUGAAAAUGAGUUAUUUAAAUCAGUUAAUCGUCGUUAAAAAAUUGCCAGUGGAUCCUCAACUGUACUGUGAACAAUGACUCUGUGGACCUGUUUUGCAAAAUUAUCCAUCUUUUUUUGAGAAUUGGUAGUCUGUUAAUAUAUAUAUAUAUAUAUAUAUAUAUAUAUAUAUAUAUAUAUAUAUAUAUAUAUAUAUAUAUAUAUAUAUAUGACCAUUAUUUUGAAAUGGAGUAUACUACCUAGAUGAGAUAGGUCCUAGAGUCUGACACUGAAUUGGAACUCCCUGCCUCCAUUCUUGGUGAUUCCUGGCAACUCCUUGGUGCACUCUUCGUAUAUGUUUGUUUUUAUUGAGGUGCAGUGUCUACAUCGUUAAUGGUACGGAAAUGAUUUCUUAAGAAUAUGGAAUGUUUUCAUUUUCUGCAGUUGUCCGCUUCUUGCGCUAUUGGAACGGACACAAAAUUUUCUGGAAUGACAGAAACAGAAUGUGAAAAAGAAAUGAUCAGUCAAGAUACUACUCCAGUUGGGCUUGCCAAGCCACACUUAAUGACUGAAGUGCACUGAAGAGUUUUUGUGGCGAAAACUAUUCUUUGCUAAUGAAACGGAUGUUAUUAGCUUACAUUUGUUGGUUGCCCUCAAGUUCCUCAUUGUAAGCGCGAUCUGGUUCAGUGUUGGAUAUGUAACACGUCUCGGGCGUUUAUAGUGUCAAAGGACCAGUCACCAGAGGACUUUCUUUAAAGGUGCACCGCAACACUUUCUCGAACGUAGUCGGAAACAUUGCCGAUCUGCAGUCAAGGCUCCUGCAAACGUGCGAGCCAAAUAAUAUUGCACUGCAUGUGGCGAGGAAUUUACUGUUUCAUGUCAAAUACAACAAGACAUUGUUUGCUCUCCCCUCGGUAAAUUACGCAGCAGGCGAGCAUGACAGGUGUUUGCCGAUUUCACCAACUAUGCUUGCGCUUGACGGAUUUGGAAAAAUACUUAGUUCUGAGAUUCACGAGGCAACGGUGACCAUUAAUAAGGUCAUUUGACAGUGCUAACUUUGAGAGGUGCUGCAGGACCAUUUCAUAAAUGCAUGCACAAGACGAAGAAGUAACAGUGCUAUCCUGCUCAAGCGCGUAGAUAAAAAAAAGUGUGCUUCGAUUAACGUAAACCUGAGUUGCGACCAUACCGAUGAAGUUUUGUGUCGUGUUAACGUGGUGGAGAUCUUCUAACAAGGAUGCAGACGAAAUGCGCAUUAUUUUGCUUUGUGUCCAAUUUCACUUAUUAAUAGAGAAGGACGGAAGAUCUACUCAAUGAGACACCGAAACGUGUAAUAAGAGUGAGCCAAAGUGUUGCUAGCUUUCGCCACCACAUUUCACGCUCACCAUUUCGUGACAUGACGACGACUGCGGUUGUCCGCUAGCUGGGUAGAGCUGAUAGUGCACGCGAGCACACGGCUCUUCAGGAGGAUGCUGAACAGAAAAACGUGCUUUGGUUUCAGACUAAUCAAUUCUUUGAGAACUGUAUUUUCUAGUGGUGGGAACGGUAAUCGUAAUGCACUUACUGUAGUGAGCUCCUUGCUAGUGCAUUGAAAUAUUCAUUGCGAGAAGAGAAAAUUCGUGAAGAACAAGCUUGCAUUUCUUGGAUUUCGAUACGUCGUCGUGAUGUUGCGAAUUUCAAAUUUCUGGGAACUCUUCCGGUUUUUGAGAAAGUAGCAACCGUUUGGCAAGUGUGGUCUCUUGUUCAUUUGGAACACAACUUGGCCAGUUUUUACUUGUGAAUGCUGAACUAGGCACAUAAUAAUACGUUCAAGGUUCAUUACAUCACUGCAAGAAGAUGGGAAACAUUUAAGCAAGUGUUGACACCCUUCUUUCAUUUACGUCUAUUCACACUUUUCAGGCCCCCAUCUCCCGGUAACAUGUGACUUCUUUUAUAUUGUAAAACCACAUUUUACGUUAAUACUGCUCAACCUACUCUGUUCGCUUCAUUGUUUCUUUUAAAAUGAAAAAUAGAUUGAGGGCCUGCUGUUGGCACGAACCAUUUGCUCAGAGCUCCUCAACGUCCUCGUGCGUUUACCCGACUUAUUUUUUUUUAUUUUAUUUUAAUCGGUGGUAGUAUAAGAGCUUGUGGUGACACACUUUGCUCACGAAUGUCCAUCUUUUAAAGAGUUGUCGCUAGCUCAACUAUUUCGUUAUCGUGUGUAUAGUUAAACAAGAUUACCUAUCUGCGCGUUUUAUUUCAUUGUAUAUUGAAUGUGCCUGUGCUCUGCUUGCAAAACUUUGUGGAAUGUAAGUUGGCGCGGCAAAGAGUUGAGGAAACGGUUCCGGCAAGGAGCCGCGUUGUGGCUACGUGCCGAGUGCAAAAAAAGAAAUUGCUUUUGAUACACGGUUCGUUAGUGGAAGCAAUGUAGAAAUUGUUUUCUUAGCUGUGUGAAAGUAUUGAUUGCUUGAAUUAAGAUGCAUAUACAAUUUCACGUGGUUCCAUGGAGCCAUAGCUGUAAACAACAAGAACAAGGAUUUGUCUAUAUAACGCUUGUUAUUUAUUGUCCUGUUGCGUCUUGUACAUUAUACAGUUCGUCGGAAUACCUUUUUUUACCCUCUGUACAUAGUGUAAGUAAUGUCCCUAGCACCCUGUCCAGUCUGCGUGCUGAAUUGUUUCCCCACAUGUAUUUCACUGCUCACAUUUGUUAAUUAUUCAUGAUUGUAAAAAAAAAAAAAAUAAAGUUGGAAGAUACCA